Messenger RNA from Rubroshorea leprosula, 888 nucleotides. Lineage: Eukaryota; Viridiplantae; Streptophyta; Magnoliopsida; Malvales; Dipterocarpaceae. The record is from the annotation of a GenBank genome assembly.
AAUAAUUCAACAAAGGGUGGGUUCAAUGAACCAUGCCUAACUUCCUUUCUCGUUUUUUAGAAUUUGCUAGUUUUUCAAAAUAAAAAAGUCGAGAUGGAAGGACUUUUCUUUGAAGCCAUCAAGUGGAAAAUAAAGAAGCUCCGGCUUUCCAAAGAUCAGUCAGCAAUCCUAGAAGAAAGCUUCAAAGAACACAACACUCUCAAUCCAAAGCAAAAGCUGGCUCUGGCUAAGCAGUUGGGGUUACGGCCAAGACAAGUAGAAGUAUGGUUCCAAAACAGAAGGGCAAGGACGAAGCUGAAGCAAACUGAAGUAGACUAUGAAUUCCUGAAGAGAUGCUGUGAAAAUCUGACGGAGGAGAACCGGCGGCUGCAGAAGGAGGUGCAGGAGCUGAGGGCUCUGAAACUCUCCCCUCAGUUCUACAUGCAGAUGACUCCACCAACCACCCUCACCAUGUGCCCUUCCUGCGAGCGCGUUGGUGUCCCACCAUCUGCUUCAUCCGCCGUCGAUCCACGAUCAUCUCACCACAUGGGACCCACCCACCACCGGCCUAUCCCCAUCAAGCCUUGGGCUGCCGCCGCCGCCGGCUCUGCUACUGCAACUCCCAUGCCUCACACACAGUUUCCGUUCAAUGUUCUCCGUCAUCGCUCCUGAUUAUGACUGAUGUCAAAGAACAGUCUGGUCAUUUCAAAGAGAUCACGUGUACUGAACAUUAUAAAACUGGUUGUAAUAAUGCACAAAAAGUUGUAAGACAUAGGGGUAUUUUUUUUUACCUAGAAAAAAUCUAAAAUAUGAUGAUUAGAAUGCAAUUUGGUGGGUCUCUCAUGUUUUCAAAUUGUAUUAUUGAAUCUCUACUCAUUCAUCUUUCUUUUUGAAGGUUAAUAAGAUUAA